This is a messenger RNA of Phialemonium atrogriseum, 1099 nucleotides long. RefSeq lists its product as uncharacterized. NCBI's taxonomy places the organism in Eukaryota, Fungi, Ascomycota, Sordariomycetes, Cephalothecales, Cephalothecaceae. The transcript is spliced from 2 exons. The record is from RefSeq and is a predicted model, not a curated record. Bases 476 to 1099 code for a protein of 207 amino acids.
GAGCAAUAGCGAUAGACAGCGACAGCAAUAGCGGUAGAUAGCGAUGGCAAUAGCGAUAGACAGCCAUGGCAACAGCGAUAGACACCGACGGCACUAACGAUGGCAAUAGCAACAGUUGCCAAUUUCCGCGCAUGGCCCUGGAGAGAUUCCCAUACGGCAACUACCUCUGGUUGCUCCUCCCUAAUGGAGAAGUAAUGUUCCCCGUCCCCGCCCUCCAUAGGUCCACCGCUUGUCAAGUACCUCCAGGCCAGACAGCGUGCGUUUCAAUCCCUUCCCUAUACUGCCCAGUCGCUUGUCGAGUGCCGCCAGGCCGGUUCGGUCCAGCCGCCGAGAUACCGGACUCACAAGAAUCGCCGCCAUAUCCUCCUCUCCUGCUGUCGAUGGCCUCACCUGGAGCCGGACGAUACCGGACUCGGAAGCCUCCGCGAGUUCACCAUGCUCUCCCCCCUCCCCUCCCAGCCGCGGUUCUCACCGCAUGCCGCUGAUAAUACUCGGGACACCAAUCCCUUCGGAGUCGGAAGACAAGAUAACUCCCUGGGCCACCACGGUUCCUGGCAGCUCGAGCCACCUGCGAGCCUCGCCGUCUCCUGAGCCACCCAGGCCGACAAAAAGGCCGAGGAUUGAGGAGCCGGACGAAGCGGGGGGCGUGGUCUCCUUUGACUUAGAUCCUGUCGACGACGAAGUGAAUCAGUCCCAGGACCAGGAACAACCGGAGUCCGACUGUGACAGCGAUGCCCAGAUAGACAUCUCCUCAGAACUGUCCAACUAUGCCGAACACAGCAAGGCAGAGCACACCGAUGACGUGUGUCAUGACAGUGACAGCAGCGGCGAUGACGAUGGCGACGACGAGCAGUCCUCUGUUGAAGACGAGGACACGUUCAUGGGCGACUUGGAACUCGAUGGCAUCGCUGAUGAUGACGGUAACGACGAUGGCUGUCUCGAUCUUGACGAUCUGCCCUUGGACGAUGGGGAUGAACUUGUUGAGUUGCAGCAUGAGAGCGAGAUUGCGUAUAAGGACGAGAACAUCCUUGAGGACUUGGUCCUCGAUGACACCACAUACCCCCCCUCAAGCAUCAGACGACAAUCUCGGUUCGGCUGA